Molecule: messenger RNA, 1026 nt
Organism: Histoplasma mississippiense
Lineage: Eukaryota; Fungi; Ascomycota; Eurotiomycetes; Onygenales; Ajellomycetaceae
Exons: 3
Coding region: 1-1026 (341 amino acids)
Cellular component (GO): cytoplasm
Molecular function (GO): GTPase activity
Source: RefSeq, a predicted model, not a curated record
AUGCCCUUUGCACAGCUGGUAAUAGGGCCCCCGGGCUCCGGGAAAUCCACCUACUGCGAUGGCAUGUACCAAUUCAUGUCCGCGAUCGGCCGAAAGUGCUCCGUUGUCAACCUUGACCCCGCCAAUGAUAGAACCUCCUACAACCCCGCGCUCGAUGUGCGCCAGCUCGUGACGCUGGAAGAAAUCAUGGCGGACGACGCACUGGGACCCAACGGUGGGAUGCUAUAUGCCCUUCAGGAGGUAGAGGCAAAUUUUGACUGGCUAAGGGAGGGCUUGAAGAGACUGGGAGAUGACUAUGUUCUAUUCGAUUGCCCGGGGCAGGUCGAGCUCUUCACACACCACUCGUCAUUACGAAAUAUCUUCUUCCAAAUCCAAACACUUGGGUACAGACUCGUCGUAGUCCACCUUAUCGAUUCCUAUUACCUCACCGUCCCGUCAUUGUAUAUCUCUGCCCUCCUCCUCGCCCUCCGCGCCAUGCUCCAAAUGGAUCUCCCACACAUCAACGUCCUCACAAAAAUCGACAACCUUUCCAACUACCCCCCUCUCCCCUUCAAUUUAGAUUUCUACACAGAAGUCCAAGAUCUCUCUUAUCUCAUGCCGCACUUAAACGAGGAAUCCCCCCGCCUUGCCAACUCGAAAUUCAGUGCGCUGAACAAGGUCAUCAUCGAGCUUGUGCAGGAUUUCGGACUGGUGGGGUUUGAGACACUCGCAGUCGAGGAUAAGAAGAGCAUGAUGGGUUUGUUACAUGUUAUUGAUCGGGCGGGUGGGUAUGCGUUUGGCUCCGCGGAGGGCGCAAAUGAUACUGUCUGGCAAGUGGCCGUUAGAGAAGGUCUGGACAAACUGGAUGUAAGAGACGUGCAGGAGAGAUGGCUGGAUGCAAAAGAUGAGUGGGAUGAGAAGGAGAGAAGAGAGUUGGAAGAAGGAGCUAAGGCGCGGGAGGAAGCAGGGAGGAAUGCGCGCGAUGCUGGAGGUGGUGAAGGCGAUGUUGAUAUGGACGAUUUCGACCUGGCCGGUCCCAGCAAAUAG